GCUCAGCAUAUUACGAUAAUGUCCGUCCCUUGGCCUACCCGGACUCGGACGCUGUGCUCAUCUGCUUUGACAUCAGCCGCCCGGAGACCCUGGACAGUGUGCUCAAGAAGUGGCAAGGGGAAACUCAGGAGUUCUGCCCCAAUGCGAAGAUUGUGCUGGUCGGCUGCAAGCUGGACAUGCGGACAGACUUAAACACGCUCCGGGAGCUUUCCAAGCAGCGCCUCAUCCCUGUGACGCACGAGCAGGGCAGUGCGCUGGCACGGCAGAUUGGAGCAGUGGCCUAUGCAGAGUGCUCCUCCAAGGUCUCAGAGAACAGCGUACGGGAUGUGUUUCAUGUGACCACGCUUGCCUCGGUCAACAGGGUGCACAAGAACUUGAAGCGCAGCAACUCCAAACGAGGACUGAAGCGGGCAUCACAGAUGCCCGGUAGGACGGACUUACUGAGUGACACAGAGAUCAGGAAAGACCGAGCCAAGAGCUGCUCCAUCAUGUGA
Molecule: messenger RNA, 494 nt
Organism: Leptosomus discolor (cuckoo roller)
Lineage: Eukaryota; Metazoa; Chordata; Aves; Leptosomiformes; Leptosomidae
Source: RefSeq, a predicted model, not a curated record